UGAGAAAGACGUUCACAUUUUAUUCUCUGGAGCAUGCAAUUUCACCGAUGAGAAAUCGCGAGAAUAUUUGCACAAAGAGGAUGGCUGGCCACGAAUCAGACGGCGACAAGGUCGUCCUCAAGAGGAAGGUCACCCUCCUAAACGGUAUCUCCAUCAUCGUUGGCUCCAUCAUUGGAUCCGGCGUGUUCGUGUCCCCCGGGGGCGUCCUGGCCUACGCGGGAUCGCCGGGGGCAGCGCUGGUCCUGUGGGGCGUCUGCGGCGUGUUCUGCACCAUCGGCGCCCUCUGCUUCAG
This is a messenger RNA of Penaeus indicus, 292 nucleotides long. Its product is annotated as putative L-type amino acid transporter 1-like protein MLAS. Gene Ontology annotation, biological process: amino acid transmembrane transport. The record is from RefSeq and is a predicted model, not a curated record. The annotation marks the transcript as partial. The transcript has 2 exons. Gene Ontology annotation, molecular function: L-amino acid transmembrane transporter activity. Lineage: Eukaryota; Metazoa; Arthropoda; Malacostraca; Decapoda; Penaeidae.